Messenger RNA from Mesorhabditis belari, 480 nucleotides. The record is from the annotation of a GenBank genome assembly. NCBI's taxonomy places the organism in Eukaryota, Metazoa, Nematoda, Chromadorea, Rhabditida, Rhabditidae.
AUGCCCUUCUACGAGUUGACGCUCAUCACUCGCUCGUUAUCAAAGGCCGAUCUCGUGAAGGCACUCGUACGGGCUGGCAAUACUCUACUCAAUCAAGGAGCUGUCAUUGAAAAGGUCGAAUCACUUGGACAUCGUGAUCUCGCCUACCGCCGGAUAGCCAAACAAACGAAUGAGAAAGUCUACACAUCAAACAUGUUCCUUUUCUGGACACACAUGUCACGAGAAAUGCGCGAAUCGGUGGACAGCAUUUUGAGGCAAGACUUGGACACAGUGCACGUCGGAAUUGUGACGAAUGAGGAAAAAGAACCGAUCGAAUGUAAUCUUGAGGAACUUCUGAAACCGCCCGCAGAACGACAAGCAGUGAAAGAAUUGAGGGAAAAGCAAAAGAUGGGACAUUUCACACGACAAAUCGUCUUUAAGCGAACAGAAAAGGAGUGGAGAUCGAUUCCAAAGAGUUACCCGAUUGCACCGCCAAGAUAC